CUGAAUGAGUAGUUACUUAUUUGAGUUUGAACAAGUCAAGUCAAGUCACUGGCCUCUUUUUUUAUGUGACGAAAACAACAUAUCUUAUUUCUCUUACUUAAAUGAUUCAUCUUUAUCUGUCUUUUGUCUGUUCUACAAGAGGAAAGUCCACAUUUGGACUUAAUAGGUUCGUGAGCCAAAUGUCAACUGUUAAUAAGUUUACUUCGAAUAUGUAAAUACAGCUCAUCGAGCUAUAAAAUUUUAUACUGGCAACAUCCUUUAUAUAAUACACACACACACAUGCACUUCUUCAACAAUUGUGCAGGUUUUGUGUGCUUAACUGGUUUUGUUUGAGGCGGUGAUACAAGUUCUGAAACAGUGAUGGUCUACACCAUCUUACCCAUUAGUUGGGUUACAGUACCCGUGCACUAUGCUCUGUGGAUGUUGAUGGUGUACUUGACAGAUGUAUGGAAACUCAAACUCACAGAUGCGGCUGCAAUUGUCAAUGUCUUCCUUGGUUUGUAAAGUAUCCCACAGUCAGUCAUGAUGUUUUCCGAUCCGCUCAUGGUCUACUUCGCAACUAUCCAGUGCUAUUGGGUUCUAUUUUCGCCUGUUGUGUGGGUAUGGGUUUUUUUAACAAUGUCAACACCACCAGUCCUUGCUAAGGCUACUGGAACAUGCAGUGCUUAUCAGCCUGAAUGCAUUGGCGAAGGCCAGCACAUACUCUUCUACAUAGCAUUGGCUCUGUCUGCCCUCGGGGAAGCUGGUCAAGCAGUAAGCUUCGGGUCUUUCCUAGUUGAGCAACUUGGAGAAAAUGCUAGCAGGCCUUCCAUCUAUUAUCUGCAUUCCUUUGCAGUGAAACUGUUCAAUGUUGCUGCUGUUUUGGGAUUUUCAUACAUAUCACCGUGGUCACUUUGGUUUGGCAUCCCAGCAAUAUUUUACACAGUGGCAGCAUUUAUUUUCUUGAGCAGAUGUUGUACCUAUAAAUAUGUUAAACCAGCAGAUGGCUCGCAGCUAUAUAACUUAUCUAAUCCUGGUACUCAAUGCCUGCCUCACACCAAUGGCCUGAGCCAUUGGUUGGGCUUCAAUACCCCUGCUAUAUACUCUGUGGAUGUUGAUGGUGUACUUGACAGAUGUAUGGAAGAUCAAUCUCACAGAUGCAGCUGCAAUUGUCAAUGUCUUCCUUGCGUUGCUGAGAUUGAAGUUACUAAAUUUGCAAUUCGGACAUUCCCAAUGUCCAUGACCUACAUUCGUGGUGGUUUCAUGGCUUCCUUGUCAUAUACCUACUUUCUAGAGCAAGCAAAUACUAUGAACAAUAAGGUUGGACACCUAAGAGUUCCUCUAGUUGUCUUCCUAUGGUUCCAACUAGAAACAAUAGAACAAUUUCCAAAACUAUAUCACAAGUUUGUGAGUUUGCUAUGGGGUUCAGAAGCAAAACCAUCAUCUCCUAGAGUUGGGGUUGCAGUAUCCAUCCUUUUGGGGAUAUUAUGCACUAUUACAGCUGCAAAAGUGGAGUCAAGAAGACUCGCUGUGGUAAAGAGCUAUGGUUUAGCAGGCGAGACCGAUGAAAAAAUUCCAAUGACUGUGUUCUGGUUGCUUCCACAGUAUCUCCUUCUUGGGGCAGUAGACGGGAUGUUUAAUAAGAGCUUUGGGAAAUUACUACAGUAGCUACUUUGAGCCAACAUCUGGCUCAUACAUGCUCACUACGUGCAAUGUGAUGCACGGGUUAGGAUGUAUAAGCAACAUUGUUUAGUGUACAUAGUGAGUAGGGUUAGUCAGAGUGGAAAUAGACUAAGUUGGUUUCAGGAUACCCUGAAUAAGAGUCGAGUUGAUAAGUAUUACUCGACUCUGUCCUGGCUAUUAGCUAUUGCAUUUGUUUUGUUUGUUGUCAUCAGUCUGUGGCAUGCUUACAGGCGAUCAAAAGAAGAAGGACAAGCAGUUUACGUGGAACGAAGUGUUGUCAUCAUUGGGGGUGAACUAAUUUAUCAGAUGACAUAUACUGUGGGAAACAGGCGCAGUAACACCAUCAUUGACAUGCUUCCUCCUUUUGGGCUCUGAUGAUAUGGCAGUGGUAACACAAUACUAGCUGUUGUUUCUCUUGUGCUGCGAGGAUGAAUGUGAUUACAGGACCUGCUGAUAUAUCUUGUGUAGUAAAGAACUACCUUUUGUUAUCUUCUUCAUCCUUCGUAAGCUUUAACAAAGAGUUGAUUGCACUUUCCUGUAUUUCGUAACUUUUUUUGUGAGCAUGUUCCUCUCUGUAUAUUUACACUUCUAGCAAUGUAAUUUUGAAUUUUGAAAUGAUCCAGUAUUUGAAUGCCAUGGAAAUGAGUACUGUAAGGAUUUGUGUCAACCCAUCAAUCAUGAUAUUCCCUUUUACGCAAACUAACUAACGAUGCGAGGAACACUUGAUAGUCAUUAAGGAACUCUGCUCAUUGGUUUGAAUUUGUUGUCCAAGUAUAUGUAUAAUUGGGGCCUGAACUUCAGAUUAAUA
Messenger RNA from Lycium ferocissimum, 2470 nucleotides. RefSeq names its product protein NRT1/ PTR FAMILY 5.5-like. Bases 523 to 1647 code for a protein of 374 amino acids. Lineage: Eukaryota; Viridiplantae; Streptophyta; Magnoliopsida; Solanales; Solanaceae. The transcript is spliced from 6 exons. The record is from RefSeq and is a predicted model, not a curated record. Gene Ontology annotation, molecular function: transmembrane transporter activity. Gene Ontology annotation, biological process: transmembrane transport. Gene Ontology annotation, cellular component: membrane.